Messenger RNA from Dichotomopilus funicola, 993 nucleotides. Its product is annotated as GPCR fungal pheromone mating factor. Gene Ontology annotation, biological process: G protein-coupled receptor signaling pathway. Gene Ontology annotation, molecular function: pheromone binding; mating-type factor pheromone receptor activity. NCBI's taxonomy places the organism in Eukaryota, Fungi, Ascomycota, Sordariomycetes, Sordariales, Chaetomiaceae. Gene Ontology annotation, cellular component: membrane; G protein-coupled receptor homodimeric complex. The transcript has 3 exons. The coding region runs from base 1 to 993 and encodes 330 amino acids. The record is from RefSeq and is a predicted model, not a curated record.
AUGUCAACAAUCACCAUACCCCCAGGCCCAGGAUCCCGGGCUAACACCUCCUUCGACCCUCAAACCCAAAGCCUCACCCUAUUCCUCCACGACGGCAUCACCCCUAUCACAUUCCCCGCCUCCGCCGUCACCCGAACCUACCAGCAAGCAACCUCCCUCAGCAUCCUCUACGGCACCCAAAUCGGCGCUUGCCUGGCCAUGCUCGCCGUGGUCCUCGGCAUGACGCCGCAGGCGCGGUUCCGCCGCGCCCCCACGCUGCUGGGCAUCGCUGCGCUAGUGCUUAAUGCGGCCAGGAUGCUGCUUUUGGCGUUGUUUUUCACGACGACGUGGGUGGACUUUUACGUUAUUAUCUCGGGCGAUGCGAGCGUGGUCCCGAGGGAGGAUUUUAUUCUCAGCGUGGCUGGCACGGCGCUAUCGGUGCCUGUGACGGUCGUGGUAUUGUCGGGUCUGUGUGUGCAGGCAUGGUCUAUGUUAAGGCUGUGGCCGAUGUGGUGGAAGGUCCCUGCUGUGAUGGGGUCAUUGGCGCUGGGGCUGCUGACGGCGGCGUUUAAUCUGGUUACGACGGUGUUGCAGAUCAACGCAAUUUUUCAUGCGGAUAGUAGCAAGAUUGCGGUUUGGACACGGCAAGCUUACCUGGUGCUGGCAACGACGUCAAUUUGCUGGUUUUGCUUCCUGUUCAAUGUGCGGUUGGUGAUGCACAUGUGGACGAACAGGAGCGUGCUGCCGAGUUUGAACGGACUCAAGGCGAUAGAUGUCUUAGUCAUGACCAACGGCAUCUUGAUGUUCGUUCCGGCUCCAGUCAUAUUCUCCGCCCUCGAAUUCUUCAACUGGCAGCAGUUUGAACUCGCCUCGGUCACUCAGACAACUGUCGUCAUCAUCCUCCCACUUGGAACCCUCAUCGCCCAACGACUCGCCAACCCUGUCUGGUUUGGGACCAAUGACGAAGUUAACCGCAACCCCAACGCCAGCCCUCUCGGCGAUACCAACGGGUAG